Messenger RNA from Sinocyclocheilus grahami, 409 nucleotides. Its product is annotated as tubulin delta chain-like. The transcript is spliced from 2 exons. NCBI's taxonomy places the organism in Eukaryota, Metazoa, Chordata, Actinopteri, Cypriniformes, Cyprinidae. Bases 44 to 400 code for a protein of 118 amino acids. Gene Ontology annotation, biological process: microtubule-based process. Gene Ontology annotation, cellular component: microtubule. Gene Ontology annotation, molecular function: GTP binding; structural constituent of cytoskeleton. The record is from RefSeq and is a predicted model, not a curated record.
UUUAUGUGUAACAGGACUUGUGGCGCGGUCAGUACUUGUUGAUAUGGAGCCCAAAGUUAUCUCUCAAGCAAUAGCCAAAGCUUCAAAAUCUGGAAGAUGGAGAUAUGGAGACAAGGCACAUUUCUCCCAGAAGCAGGGCUCUGGAAACAACUGGGCGAAUGGGUUCUGUGUUCAUGGACCACAUCAUGAAGAAGCUGUGGAGGACCUGGUUCGAUUGGAGAUGGAGCGCUGUGAUCGUCUGGCUGGGAUUUUCACCAUGAUGAGUGUUGCAGGUGGCACUGGUUCUGGUGUGGGUACCUACAUCACUCAGCGUUUGAGGGACUUAUACCCCAACUCCUUCAUCCUGAAUCAAGUAACAUGGCCCUAUGGGGCUGGUGAGGUAGUGAGCUUUGAAUUUUAAAAUGUUAGU